AUGUUUUGCUCUUUUCACGACCAACCAGUGAGAAGGUUGGAUGUAAACAGCAAUGACUGUGACAGUAUAAAACCUGUGUCUAGGGUUUCUUCUUCUUCUUCUUCUUCUAGUUCUGGCCAUGCGCGCAAAAUCCAAUCAUCGUGCCUUGUCUGCUUGUCUUCUCCUUGCAAGAAAGAUCCUGUCACUGCCUCUCAGAUGCCCGUUUCGUCUUUUUCCUCUCUCAGUGAUGCCGAUUACCCUCCUGACACGGUUUCUGUGGAUGAUGAGGUCUUUUGUGGACCCGUUCCUUCUCCCACUGAGAUUCAAACUGCUCUCACUUCACUUACACAGAUCUUUGGGUCUUCUUCACCUGUCCAGCAUGCUAAGAACACAUAUUAUUACCAAUUGGACAGUGAAGUAGGUCAUGGCACAGAUGCUUCUUUAGUUGAUCAAGUUUGUUCAGAUCUAUCUGAGACAGACUGGAAAGAACCCUCUCUCUGUUCAUAUAAUCCAAGCAUGUUACAAGCUGAUGUUUCUGAUAGAGCUUCUUUUGCAAUCCAUUUAUUGCAGAAUGAUGCAUGUGUUCAGAGGAUGGUAAAAUCAUUAUCAUCAGAUAAAUCUGUGUGGGAUGCUGUACGGCAGAAUGAAGCCAUACAGGAGCUAAGGAACGCCCUAAAAGCAGAAAGAGAUGAGAGCUCAGAUGGAACAGUUGCCAGUGACUCCCCCGACACAAGAAAUGUUAUAAUGCGGAUGUCUGAUGCUGUAAAAGCCAAACUCAUGGAAGCAAUUGAGAAUAUUACCAAGAUUGUGAAGAAAUUGUUUCAAAGUGCACAUCACAGGCAAGCUGAAUAUGCAGGAAAAUCUAAUUCAUCAAAAAUGAAGUUGAGAGUUUCUGUCAUGCUUUCCAUAAUGAUCUUCCUAUUUGUGGUGGUGGAUCGUAUCUAUUAA
Messenger RNA from Sphenostylis stenocarpa, 927 nucleotides. The record is from the annotation of a GenBank genome assembly. NCBI's taxonomy places the organism in Eukaryota, Viridiplantae, Streptophyta, Magnoliopsida, Fabales, Fabaceae.